Molecule: messenger RNA, 1089 nt
Organism: Sorex fumeus (smoky shrew)
Lineage: Eukaryota; Metazoa; Chordata; Mammalia; Eulipotyphla; Soricidae
Product: melanoma antigen preferentially expressed in tumors-like
Exons: 3
Coding region: 1-1089 (362 amino acids)
Cellular component (GO): cytoplasm
Source: RefSeq, a predicted model, not a curated record
AUGGCCCAAAACGCUGUAGACACACUGUUGAAUCUUGCUAUAAAGAGUUUGCUCAGUAAUGAAUCUGCAACUAUAAGAGCCCUGGAGGAACUCCCAAUAGAUCUCUUCGUUCCACUGUUCAAGUCUGCCUUCUUGGGCAGACAGAAGAAGAUCCUAAAGGCAAUGGUGAGAGUUUGGCCUUUUCGAUGUCUACAUAUUGGGACACUGCAACCACAAGAGACAAACUAUGACAUCUUCGAAGCCAUGAUAGAUGGUCUGCAACUGCCUCCUGACCAAAACUCUUCUUCAGGAAAUUUGCAAAUCGAUAACCUGUCUGCGCAUCGAAGUAGCCUGCAGAUUGUGGAUCUGGUCUGCACUGAUCGCCUGGAGUUGGAGAACGCUCACCUGAGGGAUGUCAACACCCUUUUAUCUCAGUUGAUCCAUCUGGAAAGCCUCAGCCUGACUGAUGUUGAACGUAGAUCUUCUAAGGGGAGAAACUUCACAGCUUUUCUUGCCUGUCUUAAGAAACUGGACAACCUCGAGGAGCUGAGUUUCUCUUUCUUCUGUCUCACCAAUCAACUGCACAAACUACUCAGAGUCCUGCAACCUCAGUUGGAUUCGCUGAGUCUGACUUUCUGUGACCUUUCUAACAGAGAUAUCAUUGCUCUAUCCCAGAGCACUCAGGCCAUCCAUUUAAAGCUACUGAAGCUGAGUAACAACCAGUUAGUCUGGGAAUUUCAUGAGCCCUUGCUAAAUCUGCUGGAGAAUGUCUCAAGCACCCUGCAGUAUCUGGAGAUAAACAACUGCCAAAUCACUGAUUCUGUUCUCUCUUCUAUCCUCCCAGCUCUGAGUCACUGUUCACAUCUCCGUAUCUUUAGCUUUGCUUGCAAUCCCAUUACUGUGCCUGUACUCAUGAACCUUGUGCAGCAUUUAACACCCUUGAUGGAGCUGAGAUAUGUGAUCUAUCCUGUUCCUGUGGAUUGCUACGAACAAUGGGAUUUAAAUGGCAGUUUGGAUCAAGAAAAACUUGCUGCGGUGAAGGCCCAAUUGAAUUUGAUGCUACAGAUGGCACAGCGUGAAGACAUGAAGUGGACUACUUUUCCUCGGUGA